CUUUUGCCUGAGGAAGACGUCUGUCCACGUUGCCUCAGGUAGUAAAACAUUCAUUCGUCACCAAGAAAGGUCUUUCCCUCAUGGUCUACUUAUUGAAUGUGUUUUUGUUUUAUCUUUCAAAGGUGUCCAAGACCUCCAUCAAACCUUGUGACCUGCUCAUAGCAAAGAUGAGCUGGAGCUCUGGUACGCAGUGCGUUGCCAAGGGAGACCACAGGAAGCCCAAACCGGGGGAGUUGGCGUACCACAAAGGAGACAUCCUCACCAUUGUUGACACGAGUAUAAUUAGUAAGGGAUGCUACAAAGCCAGACACAACUCCACCGGAGACGAGGGCAUCAUAAACUGCGCCAACGUGCGUGAAAGAGGAGCUCUGCGCGUGGAUCCGAGCCUCAGCCUCAUGCCAUGGUUUCACGGGAAGAUCUCGGGCCCCCAUGCCGUCUGCCAGCUGCAGCCGGCGCAGGACGGCCUGUUCCUGGUGCGGGAGUCCAUCCGGCACCCCGGCGACUACGUGCUGUGUGUGAGCGUGUGCGGAGAGGUCAUCCACUACCGAGUGUUGCAUCAGGACAACACGCUGACCAUCGACAGCAAGCAGCACUUUUGCAAUCUCAUUGACAUGAUAGAGUUCUACUCUCACAACAAGGGCUCCCUUGCCCAAACGCUCCUCAAACCAAAACCAAAACACGGAGCCAAGUCGGCUGAGAUAGAGCUGUCCAAAGCUGGAUGGUUGCUGGACAUCACUAAACUCACACUGGGCAGCAACAUUGGAGAAGGGGAGUUUGGUGCUGUGUUUGAAGGCGACUAUUUGGGCCAGAAGGUGGCAGUCAAGACCAUUAAGUUUGACGUGACUGCACAGGCCUUCCUGCAAGAGACCGCCGUGAUGACGAAAUUACGCCACAAAAACCUGGUGGGCUUGCUGGGUGUCAUCUUGCACAAAGGCCUUCUCAUCAUCACAGAGCUCAUGAUGAAGGGAAACCUGGCCAACUUUCUUCGGACGAGAGGCCGUUCGAUCAUCAGCUCCGUGCAGCUGCUUGGCUUUGCACUUGAUGUGUGUGAGGGAAUGGAGUUCCUGGAGUCCAAGAAGCUGGUGCACAGAGACUUAGCCGCUCGCAAUAUCCUGGUCUCUGAUGACACGGUGGCCAAGGUCAGCGACUUUGGCCUAACCCGGGCUGCUUCCAAGGUGUCCGAUAACCAACGGGCCAAACUGCCUGUCAAAUGGAGCGCCCCUGAAGCUCUGGGGAAGGAGAAAUUCUCCACAAAGUCUGAUGUUUGGAGUUAUGGUGUUCUUCUGUGGGAAAUCUUCUCCUACGGUCGUCAACCAUACCCAAAGAUGUCUCUCAAGGAGGUGAAAGAGCGAGUGGAGGGAGGCUACCGCAUGGAGGCCCCGGGCGACUGCCCCCCCGCUGUUUACGCCCUUAUGACGGCUUGCUGGGACCAGGACCCUCGCAAAAGACCUGCUUUUCACAAACUGAGGGAGAAAGUGGAACAGCAGAUGCAUAAACACAGCCCGGGUUCUGGGUGCUGAUGGUGUCAGGCGUCCUCCAUAACAACUCCAGUAAUCAUCUUCUAUUGGUAGAUAUGUUCCUUGACUGGAGGAAGAAAUAUUUAUUAUUGUGUGUACUUACUAUAAAUGUAUGUUUUUUUAAUUGGCACUAUUUAUCUACAGUAUAUACUCUAUCUAUGCUUUUAAUAUUUUACAAACCAUUUUAUCUACUGUAUUUAUUAUUCUAUUGAUUGUCUUCAUGUCUGUCUUCUACCAUCCGUUGUACCGUGUUAGCGUUUAGUUGUCUUAUCGUGACAGCAUUCUGUCGUUUUAGGAGCUAAACUUUGUAGCAUUCUAUUGUUUUAGUAGCAAACCUUUUAGCUUUCUAUCGUUUUAGUAGCAAACCUUUUUAGUGUUCUAUCGUUUUAGUUGCUGACCUUUUUAGCAUUCUAUCGUUUUAGUAGCUAACCUUGUUAGUGUUCUAUUGUUUGAACAAUCAUUGCCUCAACUUAGCAUUCUGUUAGCAUUGUAUCACUUUUGCAUAUUUCAUUGUUAGCAUUGUAUCGAUUCAAAUUUUGCGUUCAAGCAUCAUACUGUUAGCAUUCUUCUUGCUGUGGCAUCACAUGACAGGAAAAACUGAAACAGUGCAGCGUUCUAUCGUUUGAGCUGUCAUUCCCUCAACCUAGCGUUCUGUUAUUUUAGCGUUGUAGCACUUUUGCAUAUUCCAUUUUUAGCAUUCUAUUGUUUGAGCUGUCAUGCUUUCGAUUUAGUGUUCAAUUAUUUUAGCAUAUUCCAUCUUUAGCAUUCUACUGUUUGAGCUAUCAACUUUGCAUUCUGUAAUUUGAGCAUUUGACCUUUUUAGAGUUCUAUGGUCUGAUCAGUCAUUCUAUCAAUUGAAAUUUAGCGCCGUUUUAGCGUUUAAGCAUUUUAUGUUUAUACUGUUAGCAUUUUUCUCUCGUCAGAUGACCCCUGACAGGAAAAAGUGCAGCAUUGUAUCAUUUGAGCUAUCAUUCCCUCAACUUAGCCUUCUAUUAUUUUAACACUGUAACACUUGAAGCAGAUUCCAUUUUUAGCAUUGUAUUGAUUUAGAAUCAGCGCUAUGUGGUUUGAGCGUUCUGUCGUUGGAUUUGUCAUUCUCUCGAAUUAAAUGUAGUGUUUAAGCAUGUUAGCCUUCUGUGACUAUUAUGCUCAUCAUUUGCGCUAUCAGCUUGUCAUUGCAGCAUUUUAUUGUGAAUGUGAUGCGUUGGUAUUUGGGUUAUGCCAAAGAAAUCUGGUCGGGAAUGAAAUAUUGGAAGUGAAGUUGUAAUGAAAGGUUACAUCAUACUGUAUGUGUAUUUGCUGCAGCUCCACAAUGAAUUUCACUUGAAGGGUGAGCAGACAAUGAGGCGUCUUUUCCUGGAUUGUUGUCACAUCGGAUGAGCUUUCAAUCCGUGUAAGCUCGGUAUUUGUCUCCGUCCCGCGAGACACAAACCCAAAUUGAGGCUUGAUCCUUCGUGUGUCCUUCUGGCUGGUCCAUAGCAUUUAUUUCUUCAAUCUGUUCUUCGCCUCAAGCUCCGUAAUGGGAUGAGCAGCAAUUUCGCCUGCAAGGAUUUACAGCAAUGUCCAAAAUUCUAAUAAACCUUUGAUGGGAGGUUUGCGUGAAGGAUUGCUGGGUGCUGCUAACUGGGGUGUGCUUUUUGCCAUCCCCGUGGCCAUAUGUUAACGUUGGCUCUAAAGCCUCCUAAGGUGGCCUUUCUGCUUUAGUUUGACAGACAACAAGCUGUCUUUUAAUCAGCAUUAAGUCAAGCAUGCUAAUGCGAUAUUUUACUUUUUCCCCCCAUCCCAAACAUGUCUCUCUUCUUCACUUCUUCCACCGGAAGGACGUGAUGCUUGCUACCAGCUGGGUUAUUCAAA
Molecule: messenger RNA, 3371 nt
Organism: Dunckerocampus dactyliophorus (ringed pipefish)
Lineage: Eukaryota; Metazoa; Chordata; Actinopteri; Syngnathiformes; Syngnathidae
Gene: matk
Product: megakaryocyte-associated tyrosine kinase
Exons: 12
Coding region: 81-1520 (479 amino acids)
Biological process (GO): protein phosphorylation
Molecular function (GO): protein binding; protein tyrosine kinase activity; ATP binding
Source: RefSeq, a predicted model, not a curated record